Messenger RNA from Manihot esculenta (cassava), 2897 nucleotides. Its product is annotated as U-box domain-containing protein 52. The transcript is spliced from 10 exons. Bases 236 to 2575 code for a protein of 779 amino acids. Gene Ontology annotation, biological process: protein phosphorylation. Lineage: Eukaryota; Viridiplantae; Streptophyta; Magnoliopsida; Malpighiales; Euphorbiaceae. Gene Ontology annotation, molecular function: ATP binding; protein kinase activity. The record is from RefSeq and is a predicted model, not a curated record.
AUUAACAGAUCCGUGUUAUUCGGGGGUCUUCCUUUUCAGGACAGGAGACGGAGCAAAGAGGUUGUUGAGUUAGUUAUAAAUAAGGAGAUAAUAAGGGGCUACCAUUAUUACACAACUUCCUUUUCACUUUUUGGUGUUGUUUAGAUAAAAAGUUUCAGUUUUCUGGGUUUCAUUGCUGCUUCUGCAUUCUUUCAGCCAAGAUUUUCUUCAGGAGAGAAGAAAAGGGAGGCAAAAUAUGGUCAGAAAGCAUGCAGAACCUGCAAGAAAGGCAGCAGAAAAGGGAGAGGAAAGUGUUGCAGUAGCCAUAGACGUUGACAAAGGAAGCCAAUAUGCCCUUAAAUGGGCUGUUGAACAUUUUCUCACCAAAGGCCAAUCUGUCACCCUUCUCCAUGUUAAACAAAAGGCACCAUUGGGAAUCCAUGAUGUUAAUAAGGAGGAUUCAAGAACAAAUACCAAACAACUUGAAUCUGAAGCCAGAGAAUUAUUCCUUCCAUUCCGCUGCUUCUGCACACGCAAGGAUAUAAGAUGUAAUGAAGUUGUGGUCGAGGACGUUGAUAUAUCAAAAGCGAUAAUAGAUUAUGCUGCUUCGCAUAUAAUACAAACUUUAAUACUUGGGACACCAAGAGGGGGCCUACUUAUCAGAAAAUUCAAGACAAUAGAUGUUCCAAGCACCGUGUCAAAAGCUGCACCGGACUUCUGUACUGUAUAUGUCAUCAGCAAAGGAAAGGUUUCUUCUGUACGGUCUGCUAGUGCUCCACCACCUGCAAAACUUCCAUCUCAAAUUCAGUGGCCUAACAAACCCAGCUAUAUUUCUGCUUCACCUGAUGUACAUGAACAUCAAAGGACUGGCCGAUCUCUCAGUGCGUCCAAGAGGUCAUCCUACAUGUCAAAUAGCAUCCAAGAAGAUUCAGAAAUGAUCAAGUCACCGUUCAUUAGAAAUAGUGGUUCAAUGGUCAAAUCAUAUGACCCUUACCCACCAGAAAUGGAUAUAUCAUAUGCUAGCAGUGUCAGGCCAACCAGCAACCGCAUGUUUCCAUCUUUCCAUGACAACUCGGAAUCUGUAAUGAACCCGCAGUAUGCAAUUGGCAAUAACUAUGAUGAUAGAAGCUUUCCGUCAACAGACUCAGCAAGCACGUCGAUAGAUAUGGGUUCACCAUAUAACUACUCAUACAGCUCACAGGACAGCGGGCAAACGUCGUGGUAUUCACAAAACACGAAUGAUGCAGAAUCUGAGAUUAUGAGACUCAGACUAGAGCUAAAGCAAACAAUGGACAUGUACAAUUCAGCAUGCAAGGGGGCACUCUCAGCACAACAGAAGGCUAGGGAAUAUCAAUAUUGGAAUUUGGAAGAACAACAUAAAUUUGAUGAGUCACAACCAGCACAGGAAUCCGCAUUUGCACUGAUUGAGAAGGAGAAAACAAAGCGUAAGGCUGCUAUGGAAGCCGCUCAUGCUGCUCAGAAUCUUGCUGACCUGGAAGCACCAAAAAGGACGAGUUUAGAAAUCAAAGCCCUCAAGGACUAUGAGGAGAAAGAGGCAAGGGAAUCUUGGGUGCCAUCUGACCUUAGGUAUAGAAGAUACACGAUUGAGGAGAUUGAAACAGCAACAAGGAACUUCUCAGACUCUCUGAAGAUUGGGGAAGGAGGUUAUGGCCCAGUUUACAAGUGCUACCUGGAUCAUACAGAAGUUGCAGUUAAAGUUCUACGUGCAGAUGCAGCUCAAGGGAAGCCACAGUUCCAGAAAGAGGUUGAAAUAUUAUCCUGCAUUCGGCAUCCAAACAUGGUUCUCCUCGUUGGGGCCUGCCCAGAGUAUGGUUGUCUAGUCUAUGAACACAUGGCUAAUGGCAGCUUAGAUGAUCGUCUCUUCCGGCGAGGAAACACCCCAUAUCUUCCUUGGCAAGUGAGAUUCAAAAUUGCUGCAGAGAUUGCCACAGGCCUUCUUUUCCUGCACCAAACCAAACCAGAACCUUUGGUGCAUCGUGACCUAAAACCUGGCAAUAUUUUGCUCGACCGUUAUUUUGUCAGCAAGAUCAGUGAUGUUGGCUUGGCAAGACUUGUUCCUCCAUCUGUAGCUGAUAGUGUUACUCAAUAUCACAUGACAGCAACGGCAGGAACAUUUUGUUACAUUGAUCCAGAAUAUCAGCAGACUGGAAUGCUAGGAACAAAAUCUGACAUUUACUCACUUGGUAUCCUGCUUCUACAAAUAAUAACAGCGAAGUCACCAAUGGGUUUAGCUCAUCUAGUUGAAAGAUCCAUUGAGGAUGGAACUUUUAUUGAGGUACUUGACCCAACUGUCCCUCAAUGGCCUGUAGAGGAUACCUUGAAGUUUGCCAAACUAGCUCUUAAAUGUGCAGAACUAAGAAAAAAAGACAGACCGGAUCUCGGAAAGGUCAUAUUGCCUGAACUUAACAGAUUGAAAGCACUUGGCAAAGAAAAUAUGCCUUACCCCAUGUUUGGAGGUACAAUUAGAAGAAGCAGAUCAACAAAUCACAGCCAUAUUUCCUCACUUCAAGAAAUGGCGAUGACUGAUGUGCUAACUGUAUCUGAGAGCUCAAGCAUUUCAAGUUCAUUAUCUUAAGGAGGAAGAAGAUAAUAUUUUAGCUCAAGAUGCUACUGCAAGCUUAGAGCACUUCUGAUUGGAGCACCAAACUUGGAACUAGUGGAACUUGAGAGUCCAACAUAAUAGAAGUGAGAUUGCUUUGUCAAUCUUGCAAUGCUUAUACUUCUUUUUUGUUUCAUCUACAAUAUACUUCAGUGGGUAAAAUUUCAGGUUUCAGUGUUAAGUUUAAAGAUGGAAUCUCAGAUUGCGGGAAGGGAGUUGAUGGAAAGGGGGAAAGCUAACCCAAGUUGUGUAUCUCACUAGUUUAUAAUAAAAACUUUUUUGCUUCUUUCAUAUUUAA